Molecule: messenger RNA, 504 nt
Organism: Chaetomium strumarium
Lineage: Eukaryota; Fungi; Ascomycota; Sordariomycetes; Sordariales; Chaetomiaceae
Exons: 5
Coding region: 1-504 (167 amino acids)
Source: RefSeq, a predicted model, not a curated record
AUGCACGGUGACUAUGUUAAUCCCCCUUCUCUAGCCAUCUGCGACACCAACGACAUCGGUGAAAGCAACAACCCAUUCGGCUAUCCCCUCCAGUCUCAUCCAUCUCAGUUCAUCAAGAUGACUCGUUCUCACAAGUUCAACGACAAGGACCACUCGGGCCUGGCCGACGGCACCGGGGAGCAUAUCCCGAAGUUCUUCGCCAAGCAUGGCUUCCCCGAUGCUGACCCAAAGAAGACCAAGAAGAACGGUGCCGGCAAGGCCAAUUGGGGCAACGCCGGUGACGAGGCGAUCGACCAGGACUUCAACUUCGCCAACCCCCGUCGCCGCUCCAACAGCAGCACCCUGUCGACCAACUUAGACAACCUCAAGACCAAGUUCGAGAUCAAUGAGCCCGAGCCCGUCUUCGAGGAGAGCAUGGGUCCCGAGGACGAGGAAGACAAGAUGGAGAGCUCGUCGAGCGCAACUAGUGUCGACGAGGGCAAGGCCCCCCACAAGGACCUGUGA